UACCCUGAGCUGCUUUCUCACGUCCGCUCUCUUACCCCAGAGAAGGUAGACCCCGGUGGGCUUGUCGGUACCGUUUUAAUCCUUUGCAAGAAACUCCAAAAAACCGCAACCAUGAGCAGGAAAUUCUUCGUCGGUGGAAACUGGAAGAUGAACGGCGACAAGAAGAGCCUCGGGGAGCUCAUCCAGACCAUGAACGCAGCCAAGGUGGACCCCAAUGUCGAGGUGGUUUGCGGUGCUCCUUCAAUCUACCUGGACUUUGCCCGGUCCAAGCUGGACGCCAAGUUCGGCGUUGCUGCUCAGAACUGCUACAAAGUUCCCAAGGGUGCCUUCACUGGGGAGAUCAGCCCUGCGAUGAUCAAGGACUGUGGAGUGAACUGGGUGAUCCUGGGACACUCUGAGAGACGCCACGUCUUCGGCGAGAGUGAUGAGCUCAUCGGUCAGAAGACCGCCCACGCUCUGGAGAGCGGCCUCGGUGUCAUCGCCUGCAUCGGAGAGAAGCUGGACGAGAGAGAGGGCGGCACCACCGAGAAGGUCGUCUUCGCUCAGACCAAGUUCAUCGCAGACAAUGUAAAGGACUGGAGCAAGGUCGUGCUUGCUUAUGAGCCCGUGUGGGCCAUUGGCACCGGCAAGACUGCCUCCCCACAGCAGGCUCAGGAAGUUCAUGACAAACUGAGGGGCUGGCUGAAGACCAACGUGUCCGAGGCUGUGGCCAACUCUGUGAGGAUCAUCUACGGAGGCUCUGUGACCGGUGGCACCUGCAAAGAGCUCGCCUCCCAGAAGGACGUUGAUGGUUUCCUCGUCGGCGGAGCUUCCCUCAAGCCAGAGUUUGUCGAGAUCAUGAACGCCAAAGUUUAAAAAAGCCCUGCUGCUGCAACGUGACCACGUCCAGAUCAGAGGCCAGCUCCAUCAUCCCUCACUCUAAGCACUUAGUCCUCUCCCCCUUUUUAGUCAAAAGUAUUCGUGUAAUGGUGUCAUUCCCUCCUUUUCCUUUAUAUCUUUUGGUUAUAUUUUGUCAUGAAGAAAAGGGACAGGUUGACACAUGCACUGUACCGCACUGAGAAGUCCACCGAGAAUAGUCUGUGUGCAUACUAACUUCUACACCAAGUGCUCAAGCUGUAAAGACUGACAACUACACCUUGAGGUGGACGGCCAGUCCACGCCUUUACUUGAAAAGUUUACCAACUUUUUUUUGCGUAAACAGUGUCACAGCUCUUUGUCAAUCAGAUUUAUUUGUCUUUUUAAUAUCGACGUCUCUUCUGUGUGAUUAUGAUGUUCUGUGGCUUUUACCUCCCUGUAGACGUGCAUGAUCCGCUCUCCCAUUGGCUGCUCUGCCGAGAGGGAAGCGUCCAUUACGUGUUAACCAUAUUGUGUCAUGGCCGAUGGGCAGAAGGGUGGGAGGCUGUAAGGAAACAUUAUAAUAAACUGUUUAGAGACUG
Molecule: messenger RNA, 1436 nt
Organism: Centropristis striata (black sea bass)
Lineage: Eukaryota; Metazoa; Chordata; Actinopteri; Perciformes; Serranidae
Gene: tpi1b
Product: triosephosphate isomerase 1b
Exons: 7
Coding region: 112-855 (247 amino acids)
Biological process (GO): glycolytic process; gluconeogenesis; glyceraldehyde-3-phosphate biosynthetic process
Cellular component (GO): cytosol
Molecular function (GO): triose-phosphate isomerase activity
Source: RefSeq, a predicted model, not a curated record